UUGGGAAACGCGUGGGGCACGGGCAGCGGUCCGCCGUGGGUGGGCCCGACCCCUCGCCACGCCUCCCGUGGCCCCAACCCCGCUGUCGGGCUCCGGUACGGCACGCAACGCCCAGCCGAGACCGGGGACGGAGGCCGCGGACACCGGCGGGCGAUGGCAGGAAAAGCCCACAGGCUGAGCGCGGAGGAGAGGGAGCAGCUGCUGCCAAACCUGAGAGCCGUGGGGUGGAACGAGGUGGAAGGAAGAGAUGCCAUCUUCAAAGAGUUCCACUUCAAGGACUUCAACCGGGCCUUCGGCUUCAUGACCAGAGUGGCUCUACAGGCAGAAAAACUGGACCACCACCCUGAAUGGUUCAACGUGUACAAUAAGGUUCACAUCACCUUGAGCACCCACGAGUGCACGGGCUUAUCCGAGAGAGACAUCAACUUGGCCAGCUUCAUCGAGCAGGUUGCAGCUUCCCUGUCCUGACUAGAGAGAGACACAUGAAGCCAAACAUCAACUCUGCCGCAGCCACAACCCACGCCUCGCCUGGACGACUGCACCUCGAGCCUUCUCCCACUUAUUUCCAAGCUAGUGCCUAGACCCAGACUGCCUAAGACCACAGCAAGCUCCCUGCCACACACAGCUUGGCAGUUCAGAUGGAUGGAGGCACCCAGGAAGCCUUUCCUCCUGUGCUUACAUCCAUCUCCGACCUUACCACUUCCGUGCUUAAGCCCUUUACCUGUGCCCAGGCUGCCGAGCCUCAGGGGCUUUCAGGAGACAUGCCCUUUAACCAGGAGUAAGGUUAGACCACUGCAGGAGUACAUCUUUCCAGAGCUUGACCCCAUCCGCUCACUGUGAUUGCUUCUUGUGUACCAAAAUAAGCUUUACUAUUCACUAGGUGCUAUGUGGACCCUUUGGUUUAUCCCACACCAACGACGGUGAUGUGCAACGUGGUUAUUAAUUUAACCUCCCUCUGGCAGUAUUAUAAGCAGCCAUGUGAUCUCUCCCCUCUUGUAACCGGCUUUUAGUAGGAUACCAGCUCAAAGUGUUUACAAUAAAGCUCUUGGUUAACCUGA
Oxyura jamaicensis (ruddy duck) is the source of this 1058-nucleotide messenger RNA. It is a transcript of the gene PCBD1, whose product is annotated as pterin-4 alpha-carbinolamine dehydratase 1. The coding region runs from base 154 to 468 and encodes 104 amino acids. The record is from RefSeq and is a predicted model, not a curated record. Gene Ontology annotation, biological process: tetrahydrobiopterin biosynthetic process. NCBI's taxonomy places the organism in Eukaryota, Metazoa, Chordata, Aves, Anseriformes, Anatidae. The transcript is spliced from 4 exons. Gene Ontology annotation, molecular function: 4-alpha-hydroxytetrahydrobiopterin dehydratase activity.